Messenger RNA from Maudiozyma saulgeensis, 1365 nucleotides. Lineage: Eukaryota; Fungi; Ascomycota; Saccharomycetes; Saccharomycetales; Saccharomycetaceae. The record is from the annotation of a GenBank genome assembly.
AUGGACCAGAAGAAAUUAGAGGACCUCUUGAAAUUGCUUCAGGUUAACCAAGGUGACCUGUCCAAAUUGACAGAGCAACAAAGAAAGGAUAUGAAGGAUUAUAAAUUUUGGAAGACUCAACCUGUUCAAAAAUUCGAUGAAGCAAUUGACCAAGAAGGUCCAAUUGACGCUACGAAAACACCUGCAGAUGUUAGAGAUGAGCCUUAUCCAAUGUUGGCAGAAUUCGAAUGGAGCACUGUCGAUAUCAAUGACGCACAGCAGAUGGAAGAUGUUUUCAUUUUGUUGAAUGAGAACUAUGUUGAGGAUAAAGAUGCUUCAUUUAGAUUCAAUUAUACCAAAGAAUUUUUCCAUUGGGCUCUGAAACCACCUGGAUGGAGAGAAGAAUGGAAUGUAGGUGUUAGAGUUAAAAGUACAGGUAAACUUAUUGCUUUCAUUUCAGCAAUUCCAAUUAAUCUAGCUGUUAGAGGUAAAGAUGUACCAAGUGUAGAGAUUAAUUUCCUAUGUGUUCACAAACAACUGAGAUCAAAGAGAAUGACCCCUGUCCUUAUCAAGGAAAUCACUAGAAGGGUCAAUAAGCAAAAUAUCUGGCAAGCUCUAUAUACUGCUGGUGUCGUGCUACCAUCACCUGUAACUACAUGCCGUUAUGCCCAUCGUCCUAUUAAUUGGAAUAAAUUGCAAGAAGUUGGAUUUACAGAUGUUCCAGCUGGUAAAACCGCAGCAGAAAUGGUAGCAUUAUAUACUCUACCAAAGGAUACUAAAACUAAAGGUCUGAGACCUAUGGAAUUGAAGGAUAUCGGUCAAAUGAUGACUUUAUUUGAAAAAUACGAAUCUCGUUUCGAAUUGGUGCAAGCAUUUAACGAAAGUGAAUUCACUCAUUGGUUCUUAGGUGGUAAUGGUAAAGAAGAGAUUCCAGAUGAUAAAAAAGUGAUCUUCACCUAUGUAGUGGAGAAUGAGGAAGGUAAGAUAACCGAUUUUUUUUCAUUUUAUUCUUUACCAUUCACAGUACUAGAACACGAUGUACAUUCAGAAUUAGGUAUAGGUUACCUAUUCUAUUAUGCUUCUGAUGCAGAUUUGAAAUUCAGUGAUAGAUUUUCCGAGGAUGCUACUAAAGCUCUCAAGACCAGAUUAAAUAGUUUGAUAAGUGAUGCCACUAUAUUGGCUAAGCGUGCAAAGAUGGAUGUUUUCAACGCCUUAACAUCUCAAGAUAAUACAUUGUUUUUAGAUGAUUUGAAAUUUGGUCCAGGUGACGGUUUCUUAAAUUUCUAUUUAUUCAAUUAUAAGGCGUUCCCAAUUGGAGGUGGUCUUAAGGAUGAUAAGAGCUACGACAUCGAAAAGCGUAGUAAUGUAGGUGUCGUCAUGCUAUAG